Notothenia coriiceps (black rockcod) is the source of this 1225-nucleotide messenger RNA. Its product is annotated as zinc finger and SCAN domain-containing protein 25-like. The transcript has a single exon. The record is from RefSeq and is a predicted model, not a curated record. Lineage: Eukaryota; Metazoa; Chordata; Actinopteri; Perciformes; Nototheniidae. Bases 1 to 354 code for a protein of 117 amino acids.
AUGGUGGUACCGUCUGAAGAGAGCCCCAUCGAGACCUACCAUCGCCUUAAAGGUCUCUACCGGCGCUGGAUUCAGCCAGAGCAGCACACCAAGGAGGAAAUUGCAGAGGCCAUCAUCUUGGAGCAGAUGCUUCGGAUACUCCCACCGGAGGUGAGGGCCUGGGUGAAGGAGCAUGAGCCUACAGAGGGUCUUGCGGCUGCCAAGCUGGCGCUCCAGUACAUCAACGCCCGCAGAGGAGGACCACCCGCACGCUCAACCACUUUUACACACCAACCAGCACACCAGCCCAGGCCGGCAAAGAGAGAGAAUCGACCAGAGUUCUCAGGAUAUCCUAGCACUGCCCCAAACCAAUAAGGAGCUGGUAAGGAUUUAAUUUGCUAUUACUGCCAGCAGCCAGGCCACAUAGCUUCUGUGUGCCCCCUACGCAAAGCUAAGGUCACAGGCGCAUGCUAUGCACCCCGGGCAGAGUUGGGGCCCAUUGGGGAUCAAGAGGAACGUGUUCAACGUCAUAAAGCUGUCACUGUUAAUGGCCAGCAGGUCACUACUUUGUUGGAUACUGGUAGCUUCAUGUCUCUAGUGAAGCAAAGUCUUGUGCCAAUUGGAGCUAUGGACUACAGCAGACAAACAGACAUUUUGUGUGCUCACGGGGAUAAGCAUCCUUAUCCCAAAGUGGACGUAUCGGUGAUCAUUGAUGGACAAUCGUACUUGUUGAGUGUGUGGGUGGUACAGAACUUGCCGGUUGAUGCAAUCCUGGGAUGGGAUUUACCAAUACUCUUGGAUUUGCUGCAUGAAAAAGAACUCUCUGUGAAAAGUGACUCUGGGGGAAAUGGGAAUGUUAAUGUUUCUGGCCCAAGCGAAAGCUGGAGUCCAACCACUCCCAGACUUAGAUAGUAGUCUGUGUGAGGGUGGCACUAAGGGGCCAUGAAAGAUCACAAUAGCCGUCUUACCCAUUGGUACCUCUCACUCCAACUGUUCAAAUUCAUUAUCUGUCACCGAUCUGGCAAAUCGAAUGUAGUGGCUGAUUACCUUUCCAGGCUGCCGCACAUCGCCAACCUCGGGGAGGAUAAUGUGUUCGGGAGAUUGUUGCAGUGAAGGCAACAGCUAGAAUGUGUUUACUCCAUGAGUGAUAGACAACCCUAUUUGGUAACUUUGAUUUUGGUUAUUGAAGUUAUACUGUUUCACUUUUAACAAACGGUAUAUAUUUUUUUUGCUGUUAUAAAUAAAG